This is a messenger RNA of Phasianus colchicus (ring-necked pheasant), 941 nucleotides long. RefSeq names its product calcium/calmodulin dependent protein kinase II inhibitor 1 (gene CAMK2N1). The record is from RefSeq and is a predicted model, not a curated record. Gene Ontology annotation, molecular function: calcium-dependent protein kinase inhibitor activity; protein kinase binding. NCBI's taxonomy places the organism in Eukaryota, Metazoa, Chordata, Aves, Galliformes, Phasianidae. Gene Ontology annotation, biological process: negative regulation of protein kinase activity.
AUGGCGGAGGGGCCGCCGUACGGCGGGGGGCAGCUGGCGGGGGGCGCGGCGGGGGGCGAGCUGCCCUUCCCCGUGCCCCUCCGCCACGGCCCCGACGCGCUGCUGGCGGCCGGGCAGGGCAAGCGGCCCCCCAAGCUGGGGCAGAUCGGGCGCAGCAAGAGAGUGGUUAUCGAAGACGAUAGGAUCGACGACGUGCUGCAGAACCUCUCCGAAAAGGCCCCCCCCGGCGUGUAAUGCCCCCUCGGGAGGGAUUUCUGCUCUCUGAGGUUAUCAGCCAAAAUCCCAGCACCGCCGGCGCGAGGACGAGCGGUGCAGAAACCCCCAACCCGAUGCGAAAUUACACCUAAAAAUAAUAACAAUAACAAAAACCAAGAACAAAAAAUCAUCGUCAUCAUCACCCCUCCCCUGCUCCCAAAUGCUCCCGAUGGAGUUCUGUCGUGGGGCUGCCCCAUGGGGGUCCCAACCCCCGCCGAAGCUGCGUUCAGGCGGUGGAACCCAAGCAGAGGUUCCCUUCCCGGCGCUCCGUUCGUUUGGGUUUUUAAUUUGAUGUCUUUGGAUGUUGGCGAAUGCUAUAAACCUAUAGAUAUCUCCGUUUCAUUUCGGUCGCGUUUUGAGGUUGGCGGGGGGAAAGAAACUUUUAUAAAGGGAUGGGUUUUUUGGGAUGGGGUGUGGGGGGGUGGGGGGAAUGGGGUUUUUAUUGACGGCGCUUGCACAUGGGAGCGAUGGGAGGAUGUCUAUGGGGUCGCAGCUUUCCUUACAGCCAUGCAGUGUGGUGUGGGUGACCUUCGUUUGGUUCAUUUUUCUUCUCUCGUGGCAUUUCCCUCUCUCUCAUAGACCGUCUGUAAGGAAACGGAUCAACGCCGACGAGAACUGCUGUAACCCGGAGUGCCAAAACGCAGGGCUCCGUCGGGCUCUUGUGGGGUUUUUCUUUUCUCUUCUUU